Molecule: messenger RNA, 995 nt
Organism: Galendromus occidentalis (western predatory mite)
Lineage: Eukaryota; Metazoa; Arthropoda; Arachnida; Mesostigmata; Phytoseiidae
Product: visual system homeobox 1
Exons: 5
Source: RefSeq, a predicted model, not a curated record
GUCUCGCAGAGUUGCGGCUUACUAAUGCAAAUCCCGCUGUUGGAGCGGGUCCCGGAGCCUUUGAGGACGACUCGAAUCAAAGAGGAGGCAAGAAACAGAAAAAGAAGAGGAGACACCGAACGAUAUUCACCAGUUACCAGUUAGAAGAGCUGGAAAAAGCGUUUAAAGAUGCUCACUACCCAGAUGUCUACGCCCGUGAGAUGCUCUCGUUGAAAACAGAUCUACCCGAAGAUAGAAUUCAAGUAUGGUUCCAGAAUCGGCGCGCAAAAUGGCGCAAGACUGAAAAGUGUUGGGGGAAGGCGACCAUAAUGGCCGAAUACGGUUUAUACGGAGCUAUGGUCCGACACUCCCUACCCUUACCCGAAGGCAUACUCAAGGGCGCGAAGGAGGGCGACGUAACGAACACCGCGCCGUGGCUCUUAGGCAUGCACCGCAAGUCUCUCGAAGCUGCUGAGAAGCUGAAGGACGGCACGGUGAGCGAAGCUUCCUCGACUGGACACGAGACAUCGGAGAGAUGUUCUUCGCCGUCUAAUACCACGACGGCAGCGAGCCCCGUGACAGUGACAGCAAACGUUCAACGCGAUAUCCAGAGCAGCGCAGCUAAUCUGAAGAACGCGGAGCCGAACAGCGAGGAUGCCACAGACCUCAGGACAUCGAAUACCAUUUCAACGCACGGGGCAGCUCAUCACAUGCUCCAUCCGGGAUUCCAUUCAAGUCAACUUUUGCGGCAGUGUCGGAGCAAUGGAGACGGGGACGAUGAAGAUGACGACGAGAGGCUGAACGAAGAGGCUACCGAUUUAUGCGUAAAACGUGAGCCCGAUGUGGACAGCAAGCAGUCUGUGGCGCAGAGCGUGCGGCUGGCGUCUUCGUCACCCCAUCAAACCCAAGCUGUCGGGAGCCCGGAAUCAAAACCUCGUUUACAUCACUCGAUCGAUGCGUUGUUUCGGGGCCAGUUCAGAGCGACGGAAAAACAUGGAGAUCAAGCGAGCGUAUAG